CUCCAAUGCACGAAUGAUAGAGAACUACGUCCGGGGGCCUUGAUAGGUCGCAUGGUGGCAGCUGCUCUAUCUGAUGGAACUUCUAUCCGAUUGAGGUCAAUACAAUGACCCUUUGCACUUCAGAGCACAAUUAAAGAUAUAUAAGGACCAUCCUAUCCUAGACGAAUACCUCAUGUCUACAACCAUUGCUUCAUAACCAGAACAUCCUUGCAGAACUCAACUUUCAAAUCAGACAUGGCACCUGCAGCACUCGUCCCGACUCCGGGCCCCACCCAAGGGUAGUCGGACCAGAAACCAAGAAAAUCACCCAUCCAACCAACAAGAUUCCUCAAUUCCUGAUUGAUGAAGCUCGUUUCACUAUCAAGGAGGACUUCGACCCCAACUUCCAACCCCCCAGCAAGAUUUACACCAUGAAGGAGAUCGGCUUUGAAGGACAUGGGAUUUCUCCCAAUGCAGUCUCAGAGCCCUUUUCCCUCUUUACUGAGGAAGCUAUCAAACAGAUCCGAGCAGAGGUCUUUAGUGAACCUGUGCUCGAGUCGUGCCAGCGCGCUCCGUUUACUUAUGACGCCUGGUAUUGUCCAGAGGUCCUUGCGAAAGUCUCAGAAGUUGCAGGAGUAGACUUGGUCCCAGUCUUUGAUUUUGAUAUUGGUAAUGUCAAUAUCUCGGUCAAUGAUCCGAACAGCACGGAGAAUGGACAAGGCCCGGACGGCUCAAAGUGCGACAAUAUGUCCGUUUUUGCGUGGCACUACGACAGCUUCCCAUUCGUUUGCGUGACAAUGCUGUCCGAUUGCACUGGAAUGAUUGGCGGACAAACUAUGAUCAAGACUGGAACCGGGGAGAAUAUGAAGGUGCGCGGACCAACAAUGGGCACAGCGGUGGUAAUGCAAAGCCGGUACAUCGAGCACCAAGCCUUGAAAGCCCUCGGAGAUUGUGAACGCAUCAACAUGGUAACCGCCUUUCGACCAAAGUCACCAUUUGUCAAGGACGAGAUCAUCGUGACUGCUGUCUGCGAAACCAGCGAUCUUUCAGAGCUUUAUAGCCAGUAUACUAUGUACCGAUUGGAAGUCCUUGAAGAGCGUAUUCGUGCUAAGAUGAAGAAGGAACGGAAAGGGGGUGAGGCUAAACGUUCGUUCGACGUUGAUGAUACAAGGAGGUUCCUGAUAGAGCAGAAGGAAUUCUUGGAGUCUAUGUUAGAGGAGAUUGUGUAAUGCCGUCAGCGAUAGCAUAGUAAUAUGGGGCGAGAGCGACUAAGUAUGACGGCGGUAAGCCCUGAGAUGGUAAUAAAUUCGAUUAUGCACA
Aspergillus glaucus CBS 516.65 is the source of this 1299-nucleotide messenger RNA. RefSeq lists its product as uncharacterized. Lineage: Eukaryota; Fungi; Ascomycota; Eurotiomycetes; Eurotiales; Aspergillaceae. The coding region runs from base 411 to 1208 and encodes 265 amino acids. The transcript has 3 exons. The record is from RefSeq and is a predicted model, not a curated record.